UUGGGAAUUGUAUGAGGCCCCGCCGUCCGGAUAACAUUCAACGGAGAUUCAAGCAGUCCAAGGUGGCGUUGGAACGACAAGAGAGAUUUUAAGAGUCGCGAAGGAUGUCGGUGUGCAUGCCGCCCAAGUCCAUGACCAUCAGCACCACGUCCACAGAGUCAUCGACGCCCAUCUCCACCCCGACACUGCUUCCUGGAACUGGGAUGUCGAUACCGAGUCCAUACAUGCUCAGUGGUCGCAAGAAGUCGAGUAGCUUUUCAGAUCUUGGAGACUACGAUGAGUGCUCUGACAUCGGGACGCCUGAGAAACCAGGCAUGUUCAAACCCCCGCCUAUCCACGAAGAAAUGAUGGACACUGCGUUUCGUUUGAACGACCCGACACAAGACCGCGCAAGUCUCAUCGACAGCGGCAUCACGUUCCUCGCAGGUGAAGUGCUCAAGCUGCGCGUGGACAAUGUCGCGUACAUCGUCUUUUACAAACCAGAUGCGUCAACUGGAGUCAUACCAAACACUGGCGGCGACUCGUCUCCAUCGUUCAACCCCAUGGUGUCGACCGAUGUAUCCCCCCCUUCCCCUGUCGACUUAGCAUCGUCCAUCAUGACCUAUGAUAGUUCCUCAGGUAUGACAGCACCCCCAAAGUCGUUUGGAGCGAUGGGUGCCGCCGGACACAAGGUCCUCACGACCGACUGUUUCCAGCGAUACUCAUCGACUCGGGGUGGAACGUUGGGUCGGGGUCUCUUUCGUGCGUCGACGCAUGUGGGCAGUGCGUUGGUGAAAGGCACGUCGACACUUAUCAGCCAAACGUACGAGGGUGGGGCGCGCGGGGGGGUGUUUGGCUUUGCCAAAGGUUUGGGUUUAGGCGUAUGGGGUUUUGGAAGCCACACGGUCAAAGGAGCGUUUCGCAGCGUCGGACACAUGACAAACGUUGUGGGGGAAAUGGUCCUGGGCAUGGAUCCGCACUUCAGCCUCGAUGGGAUGCUCAUCUUGACUAACUACCGCCUGGUUUGGACAUCCACGGCGGGGGACAUGCUCAACAUACCUCUGGCCUCCGUCGUCAACAUGGAGACCGCCGUCACGGCGUCGCACGUGCUGCUGUUGGAGUGCAAGAACCUCCUGCGCCCCAAGUUUGCCUUUGCUGACGACAGCGUCGCCGCCAGUGUGAUCGAUGCCUCGUUAGCCCUGUACACGUCUGGGUCGUACUCGUUUUCCAACGUGCAUUUCGAAGCCAUUCGGUCGGGCGCAUGUUUGGAAGACGUGGAUGGACAGGAGGCGUCCAGUGUCGACCUGUACGACCCCAUUGUCGAUUACACGCGGUUGGGGUUGGUCGACGACACUGACGAGUCCCUGUGGCAGCUCGUGGACAAUUUCGAGUACCGUCUGUUCCCCACGUAUCCCCACACGUUUGUCGUGCCGAGUGGGUUGACCCACGACGACUUGGUGGAAUUGAGUGCAUAUCGCAGCGCCGCGCGCGUCCCCGCUGUCGUGUGGCGGCAUCCCCACACCAAAGCAACGUUGUGUCGUUGUGCGCAGCCGCGUGCCGGGCUCUCUGGUUUUGCAUCGGAAGCCGACAAGAAAAUCGUGCGGCUUCUGACAACGGGGUCGACGUUUUAUUUCUUUGAUGCGCGGAGUCAAAUGGCGGCGGCGGGCAACGUAGCUCAUGGCAAGGGCACAGAAGACGUGCGGAAUUACCCCAACACGGAGCUGCGUCAUUGCGACAUUGUCAACAUCCAUGGCGUCCGGUCGUCGUAUGUGGCGUUGGCUCAGGUGUGCCAACCAAAUGCCCACGGCACCCCCGUAAACCCAGAUGCGUUGUCGCGAACGUUGUGGCUGCAGCAUUUGUCGAGCAUCAUGUUCACGGCGAGCUCUGUAUCGCAGUUGCUUUGUGGCGGGGAAUCCGUGAUGGUGCACUGCAGCGACGGAUGGGAUCGGACGUCGCAGGUGGCGGGCCUGUUGGAGGUGAUGCUGGAUCCGUACUACCGCACCCUUCGCGGCUUUUUGGAGCUCAUGGACAAGGAAUGGUGCUCAUUUGGACACAUGUUUCGGUGGCGGGGAGGGGCUGGGGACUCGCCGAACGCCCAAGAACUGGAAGAGCAGUCGCCCGUGUUUGUGCAGUGGCUCGACGCGAUGUGGCAAUUAUGGCGCCAGGUGCCGUGGGCGUUUGAGUUUUCCGAUGAGCUUCUCACGACGGUGUACUCACAUGUGUACUCGGGACUGUUUGGCACGUUCCAGUACAACUCGGAGCGGGAAAAGCGAGCCAAGGAAGUCCACGCACCGACGCGAUCGUUGUGGCGGUAUUUGCUCAGUCGACAGCACGAAUUUGUCAACGUUCAGUACAACGCACGCCAAAGUCUGGCGUUGCGAGGCAGGCCGUUGCCGGUGCUGGCCCUGGAAUCGGACCUGAUGCUUUGGGACGCACAUAUCGCGUGUGCCGACCCCAUUUGCCGAAAAUAUACAUGAACGGCAGACACUCACGGAGGAGCUAGGUAGGUAGGUAGGUAGGUAGGUAGUAGUAGGAGUAGGUAGACGUAGUUUAGGAUUAGGAAAGUAGGGAGUGCACCAGGUCGCAGAAUUCGUCGUCGAAAAUGCUAUCCGCCAAAAGGCGACUAAAAAUCCAAACACAAUAAAUCAACAAUUGGCAAACGGUGGGAUUUGUC
Molecule: messenger RNA, 2653 nt
Organism: Aphanomyces astaci
Lineage: Eukaryota; Oomycota; Saprolegniomycetes; Saprolegniales; Verrucalvaceae
Exons: 3
Coding region: 105-2456 (783 amino acids)
Biological process (GO): dephosphorylation
Molecular function (GO): phosphatase activity
Source: RefSeq, a predicted model, not a curated record